GCCGGCAAAACUCGGCGCUUAAGGCUUUUAGGGCGUAUACGGCACCUGUGUGUGCGCGCUGAGGCGCUGACAAUAUUCCUGGAACUCGUCGCCAGACGCCAGCGCGCGCGCCUGCCUCUCCGGGCCGCCCGCACAGCUUAUUAGGCCGCAGGACUCGCCGCGGCGUCGCGGCGUCGCGCGCGGCCGCCGCGCGUCCCGCGCACCGCAAGCAACCGCAAACAGCGCCAGCCACGCAUAGAUGAACGCCGCGUCGGCCCGCGGCGCCGCGCGUUUACCACCGGAAGUGAACCGCAUUUUGUACGUGCGGAACCUGCCCUACAAGACGGAGGAGGCCCUAUCCACCGAAGAAAUUUAUGAUAUUUUCGGCAAGUACGGCGCCAUCCGCCAGAUCCGAAUAGGGAACCGGCCGGACACGCGCGGGACCGCGUUUGUCGUCUACGAGGACAUCUACGACGCGAAGAACGCGGUCGACCACCUGAGCGGCUUCAACGUGUGCGGGAGGUAUCUGAUCGUGCUCUACUUCCAGGCGGCGCGCAUGCAGAAGCGGACGGAGUCGCUCGAGCAGAAGCGCGCGGAGCUCGAGGCCCUCCGGAAGCGGGCGAACGCAUAACUUUCUUUCUGUCAUAAGCGUCCGAGCAGCGGUGGCUUCUUGCGUGCGUGGGUAUUCGCCUAGAGAUGUAAGGCACUAGCCAAAGCUCAGGAUCCAAGAGGACUCGUACGCCAGCGGAAGCACGCAGUUAGUAAAUAGGCAUCAGGAAUUUUAAAAAAUGAUGGCCGGCCGCCGCCCUGCUGUCGCGUUUCUUUUGGCUCUC
Molecule: messenger RNA, 812 nt
Organism: Pelagomonas calceolata
Lineage: Eukaryota; Pelagophyceae; Pelagomonadales; Pelagomonadaceae
Source: the annotation of a GenBank genome assembly